GUAUGGAGCUGACAGACAUUCUCUCUCUUCCUCCUCCUCAUUUUGUAAAAUAGCUGGUUUCUGUAGUCUGUUAGGCUUCUUAUUAAUAGUAAUGAAAUGUUCAUUCAUUAACUGUCUCAUGCCUACGAACUAGAUAUUGUCACUCUCUUUCCCCUCAAGUUAGACUGUUUUUAUAAAGUCGUGCUGUAGCAGAGAAGUGAGCUCGAAAACUGAUUUUGGGUCUGUAGCAUCAGGUACUAUUUAACCAGUGGGAGGGACUGAUAAAAUUAGCAAGUUGACUAACCACUUCCCUUCCUUGUGGCUCUUUAAUAUUAUAACGGAUACAGAAAAGUUCAGAAGGACUGGGCUAGUUUUCGAAACCACAGCACACUUUGGCAAAGAGGGAAUGUACAACAGAACGGCAGGUUUUCUAGUCUGUAAGUCAACAGAAGUAGUAAUCAGUAGCCAUCUGAAUGACACAAAACUCUGUUCUGUGCUUGUGGAAGAUACAAAGAAGCAAAGUUUCUGAUCUCUAAGCCAUUAAAACUUUUUCAGAUUUAUUUUCCUGUAAUUCAUGGAGAUUUGGAAAAUUAUAUGGAAGUCCUGCACAGUCUUUAUGCCACCAAGAUUCCAGUCUUCUUUGGCUGGGAGGACUGAUACUGAGAGAUCCCACCUCCGGAUUCAUCCUGGAUUGCUCAUGGACAUGCUCCAAGAUGGGGUGGCUGGACGAGAGCAGCUCUUGGCUCAGCAGAGAAUGCACAGUAUGAUCAGCUCAGUGGAUGUGAAGUCAGAAGUUCCUGUGGGCCUAGAGCCCAUCUCACCUUUAGACCUAAGGACAGACCUCAGGAUGAUGAUGCCCGUGGUGGAUCCUGUUGUCCGCGAGAAGCAACUACAGCAAGAAUUACUCCUCAUCCAGCAACAGCAGCAAAUCCAGAAGCAGCUCCUGAUUGCUGAGUUUCAGAAACAGCAUGAAAACUUGACACGACAGCACCAGGCUCAGCUCCAGGAGCACAUCAAGUUGCAACAGGAACUCCUAGCCAUCAAACAGCAGCAAGAACUCCUAGAGAAGGAGCAGAAACUGGAGCAGCAGAGGCAAGAACAGGAAGUAGAGAGGCACCGCAGAGAGCAGCCGCUUCCUCCCCUCAGAGGCAAAGAUAGAGGACGAGAAAGGGCAGUGGCAAGUACAGAAGUAAAGCAGAAGCUUCAAGAAUUCCUAUUGAGUAAAUCAGCAACAAAAGACACUCCAACAAAUGGAAAAAAUCAUUCCGUGAGCCGCCAUCCCAAGCUCUGGUACACGGCUGCCCACCACACGUCACUGGAUCAAAGCUCUCCACCCCUGAGUGGAACAUCUCCAUCCUACAAAUACACAUUACCAGGAGCACAGGAUGCGAAGGAUGAUUUCCCCCUUCGAAAAACUGCCUCUGAGCCCAACUUGAAGGUGCGGUCCAGGUUAAAACAGAAAGUGGCAGAGAGGAGAAGCAGCCCCUUACUCAGGCGGAAGGAUGGAAAUGUUGUCACUUCAUUCAAGAAGCGAAUGUUUGAGGUGACAGAAUCCUCGGUCAGUAGCAGCUCCCCAGGGUCUGGCCCCAGCUCACCAAACAAUGGGCCAACUGGAAACGUUACUGAAAAUGACACCUCAGUUUUGCCCCCUACUCCUCAUGCUGAGCAAAUGGUGUCCCAGCAACGCAUUCUAAUUCAUGAAGAUUCCAUGAACCUGCUCAGUCUUUAUACCUCUCCGUCUUUGCCCAACAUUACCUUGGGGCUUCCGGCGGUGCCCACGCAGCUCAACGCUUCGAAUUCACUCAAAGAAAAACAGAAGUGUGAGACCCAGACGCUCCGACAAGGCGUUCCUCUGCCUGGGCAGUAUGCGGGCAGCAUCCCAGCAUCUUCAAGCCAUCCCCACGUUGCUUUAGAGGGAAAGCCCAACAGCAGCCACCAGGCACUCCUGCAGCAUCUGUUACUGAAAGAACAAAUGCGACAGCAGAAGCUUCUUGUGGCUGGUGGAGUUCCCUUACAUCCUCAGUCUCCGUUGGCAGCAAAGGAGAGAAUUUCACCUGGCAUUAGAGGUACCCACAAAUUACCCCGGCACAGACCCCUGAAUCGAACCCAGUCUGCACCUCUGCCUCAGAGCACGUUGGCUCAGCUGGUCAUUCAGCAGCAACACCAGCAAUUCUUGGAGAAGCAGAAGCAAUACCAGCAGCAGAUCCACAUGAACAAACUGCUUUCGAAAUCUAUUGAACAACUGAAGCAACCAGGCAGUCACCUGGAGGAAGCGGAGGAAGAGCUUCAGGGGGACCAGGCGAUGCAGGAAGACAGAGCGCCCUCUAGUGGCAACAGCACUAGGAGCGACAGCAGUGCUUGUGUGGAUGACACACUGGGACAAGUUGGGGCAGUGAAGGUCAAGGAGGAGCCGGUGGACAGUGAUGAAGAUGCUCAGAUCCAGGAAAUGGAAUCUGGGGAGCAGGCUGCUUUUAUGCAACAGCCCUUCCUGGAGCCCCAGCACACACGUGCGCUCUCAGUGCACCAAGCUCAGCUGGCUGUGGUUGGCAUGGAUGGAUUAGAGAAACAUCGUCUUGUCUCCAGGACUCAUUCCUCCCCUGCUGCCUCCAUUUUACCUCAUCCAGCAAUGGACUGCCCCCUCCAGCCUGGCUCUGCAACUGGAAUUGCUUACGACCCUCUGAUGCUGAAACACCAGUGCAUUUGUGGCAAUUCCACCACCCACCCUGAGCAUGCUGGACGAAUACAGAGCAUCUGGUCACGACUGCAAGAAACUGGGCUGCUAAAUAAAUGUGAGGAAAUAAUAAAGAAUUUGUUCCAACAACUUGUACAGCGAAUUCAAGGUCGAAAAGCCAGCCUGGAGGAAAUACAGCUUGUUCAUUCUGAACAUCACUCACUGUUGUAUGGCACCAACCCCCUGGAUGGACAGAAGCUGGACCCCAGGACACUCCUAGGUGAUGCCUCUCAAAAGUUUUUUUCUUCAUUACCUUGUGGUGGACUUGGGGUGGACAGUGACACCAUUUGGAAUGAGCUGCACUCGUCCGGUGCUGCACGCAUGGCUGUUGGCUGUGUCAUCGAGCUGGCUUCCAAAGUGGCCUCAGGAGAGCUGAAGAAUGGGUUUGCUGUUGUAAGGCCUCCAGGCCAUCAUGCUGAAGAAUCCACAGCCAUGGGGUUCUGCUUUUUUAAUUCAGUUGCAAUUACCGCCAAAUACUUGAGAGACCAACUAAAUAUAAGCAAGAUAUUGAUUGUAGAUCUGGAUGUUCACCAUGGAAAUGGUACACAGCAGGCCUUUUAUGCUGACCCCAGCAUCCUGUAUAUUUCACUCCAUCGCUAUGAUGAAGGGAACUUUUUCCCUGGCAGUGGAGCCCCAAAUGAGGUUGGAACAGGCCUUGGAGAGGGAUACAAUAUAAAUAUUGCCUGGACAGGUGGCCUUGAUCCCCCGAUGGGAGAUAUAGAGUACCUUGAAGCAUUCAGGACUGUAGUGACGCCUGUGGCCAAAGAGUUUGAUCCAGACAUGGUCCUAGUUUCUGCUGGAUUUGAUGCAUUAGAAGGCCAUGCCCCUCCUCUGGGGGGGUACAAAGUAACAGCAAAAUGCUUUGGUCAUUUGACGAAGCAGUUGAUGACAUUGGCUGAUGGACACGUGGUGUUGGCUCUAGAAGGAGGACAUGAUCUCACAGCCAUCUGUGAUGCAUCAGAAGCCUGUGUAAAUGCCCUCCUAGGAAAUGAGCUGGAGCCACUUGCCGAAGAUAUUCUCCACCAAACCCCGAAUACGAAUGCUGUUGUUUCUUUACAGAAGAUCAUUGAAAUUCAAAGCAAGUACUGGAAGUCAGUAAGGAUGGUGGCUCUGCCAAGGGGUUGUGCUUUGGCUGGGACUCAGUUGCAGGAGGAGACCGAGACUGUUUCUGCCCUGGCCUCCCUGACGGUAGAUGUAGAACAGCCCUUUGCUUCAGAAGAUAGCAGAACUGCUGGUGAGCCUAUGGAAGAGGAGCCAGCCUUGUGAAGUGCCAAGCCCCCCACCCCCAUAUUUCCUGUGUGUGACAUCAUUGUGUAUCCCCCCCACCCAGCACCCUCAGACAUGCCUUGUCUGCUGCCUGGGUGGCACAGAUUCGGUGUAACAUAAACACUGGGCACAAAAUUCUGAACAGCAGCUUCACUUGUUCUUUGGAUGGACUUGAAAGGGCAUUAAAGAUUCCUAAAACGGAACGGCUGUGAUUCUAAAGUUACAGUAAAUCACGGUUGGAAGAAACUACUUCCAGCAUACUUUUAAUAUGCUGGGUGACCCACUCCCAGGCCCAAAGUAUGAACUAAUGACAUCCAGUACAGCAUUAGAUACUAUUAAUUAUUAUGGAUGCUAUGACAGCCAGUGAAAUUUUGGGCAAAACCUGAGAAAUACUCAUUCCUGACAUUCUGAUCAGUUUCUUAUUGGGUAAUUUUUGUCAGUCUUAAAUUGUUUAUAGGAUUUGCUUUCAACUAUGAACGGAUAGCAGUUCCCGACAUAUUGUUGUUUUGUUUUGUUUGUUUUUUGGCCUUUGGUUUAACACAUUGUUCAACUCUUGCUAGUAAGAGUUCAGGAUGGAGGAACUGGGAUGAGGCUUUUUUCAGUAGAAUAAACCAUGCUAUAUCUCAAAGUCCAAAUGCCAAAGGAACCUCAUACUGUAUGUAAUGGUGCAAUAUUUUAUGUCACAGUUUUUGAAAAAAAUAACCCUAUUUCACUAACAUCCCUCUGUGUAUUCUCACACAUGGGAGAUUUGCAACUGUAUUGAGGAUGAGGCCUCCCAUCCCCCUCAUACAUCCCUUGCUCUGAUAAUAGUUUCAAGCAUAUGUUCCACCGAGGAUGGUCUUAAUUUUUUCCAAAUCUCUCAAGAACUUAGUUCUCACUUUUCAUCUUAUUUCCUCCAUCACAUCCUUUCUUCUUACCUUUCAUUAUUCCUUCCUUAUAGAAAAGCUAAAGAUUACCUACAAUCUCCCCAAUUACUCAGGAGCUUUGAGUAUUUCAUUUAUUUUAUUUUUUACUGUUCAGGUUAACACAGUUGCUUGGCAGGAUGUGUUCUUUUAGCGGUGACAGCAUUGAGGUGAAGCAGUAUCACUGAAUUUUCUAGAUCUUCAAAAUGUGUUAAUGAAGGCAUUGCCUAUUUGAGGUCACCUUGAAUUGUGUUAACCUUGAAGUUGUGCCUUCCUGUGGAAAAAACACACACAAAACCACAAAUUUAAACUUUACACAUGUUGCCUUAAUGUCAAAGGCUAAAAAUAAAGGACAUUUAUUUCUGAGAUUAAAAGUGGUUUACUAAAUAGAACUAGGUUAUGCCCCUACCUCCCAAAAUUUUAUUUCAAUGUAUAACUCAAACACCUAAAGACAUUGAUGUAGAGUACCUCGCAGUAUUUAAUAUCGGACAAUGCUUUUGAAAGAGUUGAUGUUUCUUUUUAUAUAUUUUCCUAACUCAAAGGAUAUAUUAAAGCCAUAAGUGAAGAUUGUCAUGCUUUUAUUCAGAAAUCUAAAAGAAACUUUAAUUAAAACAAGGUUUUAGGGAAGGCCAUGAUAUGAAAGAUAUAGAACAAUAUGGUUUUAGUUAAAGAGGACUCUAACCUGUAAAUCAAAGAUGAAAGAUCUCACUCAAGUAGAAUUAUAUAACUCCUUUUUGUUAUAUAGUCAGACCAUAUUUUUCAUGCAUUUAGUUUUUUUAGGAUUACCAUUUUAAUUUUAAAGACUUUUACUACAUAUACAAAAAUGGCUCAAUACUUAGUUUAACAUCUUAGAAAUUUGAGAUACCCUUUGAAAUAGGAAAUCUGAAAUGGAAUGUAACUCAGUAUUAGGUAAAAAUUAGUUUUAUUGCGUAAGGGUAAGGUCAAUCUAGAUUCACAAUAGUAAUGAAUUUUUGAAAAAAAUUAAUAUUUUCAGAGAAAUUCAUGCCAAUCAUAUUUGCUAGCUCUUGCUAUUUUCUGUAAUUGUUUGAGGAGACUUACUUACAGAAAACCAAAUAGUGAAGCCAAAGGGAAAAAAAAGACACCACCCCCUUAACAAGGAAAGUUAUAUCAUAUUUUAAUUGGAAACGUAAUUGUGACUUUUAAAAAUCAACUUCAUAGUAACAAAUCUCUGUUAUUACUUUUAGUCCUCCCAGAUAUUUUUUUAGAUAUUGAAUAAUAAAAUGAAACAGUAUAGUGCAAUCAUACUAAUUUACUGAAGUUUCCUAUAAUAAUUUUGCCACAUACCUGCUAUACACAGCCAUCAAACUGAUAAAGCCAAAUCACUAGGACAUCUCCAUGGUUCUUUAGAUUUAAAACAGACACAUUAAUGAGUUAAUCACACAUCCUCCCAUGUGAUACUGUACCAAACUGGUUGCAGUUAGGGUCUUUAGGAUACACCAAGAGGCAGAUAAACUAUGGAGAGGAUUAAUCACAGCUGAAUGUAGUUGUAAGAACAGAAUGCCAGUGCUUUUUGAUUAUACCGUUAAAAGCUGUAGUAUAGCCCUCAGGGACAGAAUGGAGGCUUUUGGAGAAUAUCAACGCUUCUUUUGAAAUAGACCAGCACUUUUUAAAAGGGUGGUUUCACUUGGUAAUAGUUUUCUUCACUUACACAUUUAAUUUUUAUUACUCAUAAUAGUAGGAGGUUAUUAGAAUUCUCUGAACAUUAUCAAUAAUAUAUCUUUCUGAUCCAUACUUUGAAGGUUAAAUACAUAAGCUUUCUCACAGUCUCAUAGCUCAUACAUGAUGAAUAUAAAUGAUGACUUUUUAGAAAUCAAUUAAUAAACAAUCCUAGGGCUUAAUAAGUUUUGAUAAUAAGUACAAAAAGAAAAUUAAUUUUCUCAAUUUAUAAUAUAGUACAAUCCGGGAUUGCAUAUAAAAUUGAAAAACAGACAAUUUUAUUAGGAUAAUAAGUAAAAUGGACUUCAAAUGGUAAUUGAGGUUAUUUAAUUAUUGCUUAGUAAAUAGGAAGAAGAUUUUGAGAUGAAGUAUUUUAAGACAUUUUUAACAAAUUUACAACAUCGAUAUUAGAGAUAGAAAUCCACUUUUGGAGAAAACAGAGAUACUCAUGAAAAACUAUUACAAAUCACAUUUUCCAUUACCAAUCACAAGAAUUGAAAUCUUGCCUUCAGUUUUGACUAUAACCCUUUGCAAAACUUUCACAUACUCACUGAGGAUACCAGAGGUACCUGGCUGGCUCAGAUAGUAGAGUGUGCAAACCUUGAUCUUGGGGUUGUAAGUUCAAGCCCCAAUUGGGUGUAAAGGUUACUUAAAACUCUAAAAAAAUCCAAAAACAAACAAACAAAAAAAAACAUGGUGGGUUUGAAAGCAGGACGUUUCCUCAUACAAUUUCAGAAACUAUAGGACUGGUCUCCUAACAGUUUAGUACUGUUUUAUUUCCAAAGGUCAUUCAUAAAGCUUUGUGGAUUUACUGGGUUUCUUCACAGACUCCAUGUGGAAGUAAAAUAGAAUGAACAUGUGGAAAGUCUCCUGGGAGAAAAUUUCUCUUCAAUCAGCACUUUUAUACUUAUUUUUUAUGCCAGCAUCUAUGUUUAGGAUGGUUUAUUUAAAUAUUUCUUGCUGUUUUUCUUUUGAAAGUUUGCACUCAAUUUGUCUCAGUGAAAGUAUUAAAUGUCUAAUAGCCACAAAACAAACAAACCAAAGGUUUCUGUCUUAAAAGCAAUUCAUUCUGAGCUUGAAAUAAUCACUCUGUCAGAAUUUGACAUUGUCAUUUCUAGCAGUAUCUAUCUUAACAUUCUUUUCCCACGUCAGGAAUGAAAUCACUUGGCUUGCUGAGGAAAUUAAAAAAAAAAGAAGAAGAAGAAGUAGGGAACAACACCUGUUCAACUAUUCCAUAAAGAGGGCAUUUUCACCUCCAAAAGAAAUGAAAACCAGAUGAUCUAAGCUAAGAAAUGGAGGCAUUUUAUUGUUGUCUUCAAAACUGAUCAUCAACAUGGUCAUGAUCUUCAUCAGGUAUCUUUUCUGUUCCCAGAGGACACAAUUAUAUUUUGGUCUCCAGCAGUAUUUUAUACUAUUUACUGACUUUUGAAUGAAGUAUUAUGAGUAUUACAUCACCUGAAUCAACACCAUCACUGAAAUAUGUAAGUGCCUAUGUGUGGCUUCUUUUCCUAGUCAUAUUUACAUUGAAAAUCAUAGCUCUUGCCUCCUUGCUUUUAUUCCAUCAAAUGCUUCAUGAAACAAAGCAGGCUUGUUAUGUGGUCCAGAGUAUAAAUUUUUUAGAUGAACAUGGUAUACUCAUACAGGACUCUAAAACUUGAUUUCUCCAAAUCAGCUACAGUCUCUUUUUUUUUUAUGAAAUACAUGGCUGGUUUUAUAUAAUGGUUUAUGCAACAACUGAGUCAGCUAUAAUAUGCUGGAAAUUGCUGGGUCAGACAAUUUACACUUAGACUAUUGAUCUGGGGUUUUUUGGACUUGAUUUCAAUAACAGAGUAAUAGGGGUGUAACAAUUUCUCAAACCAUUUUCAUUCUCAAACUGGAACUUCUAGCAAAUACGUGGUGAAUCCACCAUACAGUGCCAGUCUUUCUAACCAAUAAUUUAUUUUCCACCUUUCUCUCCUUCCCUUGUCCAACUGCCAAUACCAAAUUGCCAUAUCUAAACUAUCAGAGUAAUUUCUUAAAUCUCUAUAUUUCCUAGGUAGAAAAAACCUUGGCAACUUAUCUUAUGAACACUACUAGGUAUAUUUUGAUUCAUGCCAAUUUAUAUAAACUCUAGUAGAUACUCUUUAUCUUCCUUUUUAUCUCUUCCUUCUCAAGAACCACUUGACUUUUUUUACUGUUCUUAUUUUAAAAGAUAGAUCCAGUUAUUGUCUUUUGGCCUACAAGUUUGGACCUGAUACUUUGUUUUAUUAAUACAGAAUUUUUCUUUUGGUCUCAAAUACAGUUUUCCACCAUUCUUGGUACUGCCAAUUGUGUUGUACUAUUAUCACACAAAGGUGAUUGUACAUAUACUUUUCUUGCCCUUUGGAUGAUGCCUUUGUGAGUCAAACUCAGAAGCAUAAACCCUAACCUGAAGAAAAAAUGGCAGAAGAGUAAUUUUAAAUCAAUAUAAUUUGGAAAUAAGAUAUUAUUUCCAGACUAUUCAAAGAAAAUUGGAGUUCUUUUAUUUUUCUGUUUGGGCCUUAGGCACAUUAGAGGCAAAUGUUGCAACAUCAAAUAAAAUAAGGAGGGUCAAAUGUUUUGUGGGACAAUGUAGUCGUGUCCUUUAGGCUUCAUUUCAGUGCCCUUUCUUAGAGUUGGCAUUUUAUGACACUUGAUAUCUUGCAGCAAUUUCAGGCUAUUGCUUUUAUUAACUUAAAAUUGAGUAGAAACAAAGUAAAAGGACAACUGAGGAAUUAGGAAUUCUGAGAUCUGAGGAGGAAUCACACUUUUUUGGGGAUGAAAAAAUUGUUUUUAGAUAAAAAUCUACAUAUGCUUUUUCUAAAUUUUAAGAUUCUCAAACUUUUUCUGGAGGAGCAAUGUCAGUGUCUAUUUCCACAACAGCUGGGUUAUAUGAAAUUGCCCUUUUAGUGGUUGCUAGGCAUAAGAAGCAUUCUGUUACAAGUGAAUGAUCAUUUUGUAGAUUAUAGUCUCAUCAGUUUGUGUCAUUUGAAAGCAAAUAUCCUGAUAUUUUUAAACAAGGUAGGCAGGGCAGGCAAGAAACCAAUAUUUAUUAUUCUCAUGAUUAAACACUUUAGACCAGGCUUGUUGAUGUGUGUGCCAAUAAUCUGGAGUUUCUGGCUUUGUGUAAAAUUAAAAUGUCCUUUCUAUUGUGGUCUGAUAUCUAUUUCUGUAAUAAGAUCAGUUUGUUGUCCUCUGUGCACCAGUGGUUUUGCCCUUAAUUUUUUUGGCUAGCAUUCACCAAAAAUCUGUCAUCCAGAGCUGCUGAGAAAAAUACAUGUUGCCAAACUUCUUUUCUUAAAAUUGUGCUGCCAGUGUUUUCCCAGAUGUGAAAAAUAAUUAUCUAAUAAAGGAUUAAUAUCUAAUAACAAUACCAUUGUUUAACAUGCUCAUGGAAUGUUUACCUUCUUUCUGAUUCCUUUUUUGUAUUUGAAAAUAUUAAAUGGCUAAUUCAAUGGUGUGUUCCAAAUUAUUGUCAAUGUUGUUAAUGUUGUGAUUCUCCUUCAAAGAGGAUGAAAGAUCCCCCUUUGUCUUGUGUUUUCUA
Messenger RNA from Zalophus californianus (California sea lion), 10096 nucleotides. RefSeq names its product histone deacetylase 9 (gene HDAC9). Gene Ontology annotation, molecular function: histone deacetylase activity. The record is from RefSeq and is a predicted model, not a curated record. Bases 554 to 3976 code for a protein of 1140 amino acids. Gene Ontology annotation, cellular component: histone deacetylase complex. NCBI's taxonomy places the organism in Eukaryota, Metazoa, Chordata, Mammalia, Carnivora, Otariidae. The transcript is spliced from 30 exons. Gene Ontology annotation, biological process: chromatin organization; negative regulation of transcription by RNA polymerase II.